GGAAUAAAAAAAUAUUGACGCUUAAGUCAAGAUGAGUUCAUGAAUAAUGGGAAAGUUUUAGUUCUUUAUUUUGUCGUUUAAAAAUAACCACAGCUAUUAUUUCUGUAACUUGUUGCUGUGAACUCAGCGCAGCUCUCAAAAAGGAGGCAGAACCGAAACAGCUGAAAGAGGAAGUCACCUUUGGAAGUUGAGUAAAAGCACUCCGGCUCUUUUUUUUCUUUUUCUUUUUUUUUUUUUUUUUUCUUUUUACAACCAACUGUUGAGCAGACGAGUCAGUCGCUCGUAUGCUUUCAGGAAAAUGACAAUAAUAGCUGCUCCCGGAAACUUAAAACCUCAUCUGAACGGACUGAAACGUGAGGAUUCAAGGAAGAACGCGUAUCAGAACGGACGAGAGAAGCAUGGCCCSCGGGUUGGUGUCGGCUCCAGGCAGCACUCCAGGCAGGAGGCCUUUGAACAGCCGCCCAUGUACGUGGCCGUCAUGACGUACGUAGGCUACGGUAUCGUCACCCUGUUCGGCUACUUCAGGGACUUCCUGAGAGCCGUGGGCAUCGAGAAGUGCAACAUCGCCCAGGAAAGAGAAGAGCAGAAGGAUUUUACUCCACUUUAUCAAGAUUUUGAGAAUUUUUACACUCGGAACUUGUACAUGCGAGUACGGGACAAUUGGAACCGUCCCAUAUGCAGCCUGCCGGGACCCGUCUUUGACCUGAUGGAACGGGUGUCUGAUGACUACAACUGGACAUUCAGGUUUACUGGGAGGACGAUACAUGAUGUCAUCAACAUGGGAUCUUACAACUACCUGGGUUUCGCAGAGAACAACGCCGACUUCCUGAAAACGGUGGCAGAUCGGUUACAGCAGUACGGAGCCGGGGUUUGCAGCACAAGACAGGAAAGUGGAAACCUGAAAAUGCACGAGGAGCUGGAGGAACUCGUGGCGGACUUCCUCGGCGUGGAGUCCUCCAUGACGUUUGGGAUGGGUUUCGCCACCAACUCCAUGAACAUUCCAGCUCUGGUUGGCAAGGGCUGUCUGAUUCUGAGCGACGAGCUCAACCACACGUCGCUCAUCUUGGGGGCCAGACUGUCAGGAGCGACGAUCCGGGUGUUCAAACACAACAACAUGCUGAGUCUGGAGAAGAUGCUUAAAGAAGCCGUCAGCUCAGGACAGCCCCGGACCCACAGGCCCUGGAAGAAGAUCCUCAUCAUGGUGGAAGGCAUCUACAGCAUGGAGGGCUCACUGGUGCAGCUGCCUGAAAUCGUGGCCCUGAAGAAGAAGUACAAAGCAUACCUGUACCUGGACGAGGCCCACAGCAUCGGCGCGGUGGGGCCGACGGGGAGGGGGGUGACAGAGCUGUUCAGCGUGAACCCGGCCGACGUGGACGUGAUGAUGGGGACCUUCACCAAGAGCUUUGGAGCUGCCGGAGGCUACAUCGCCGGGAAAAAGGAGCUGGUGGACUACCUGCGCCGUCAUUCUCACAGUGCAGUUUACGCCUCGGCCAUGUCCCCCGCCAUCACGGAGCAGAUCAUACGAGCCAUGAAGUGCAUCACGGGAAAAGACAGCAGCACAGAAGGGCGUUCGCUCGAGAAAUGCUGGCGAGAAAGAUCGGCGUGGUCGUGGUUGGUUUUCCAGCCACGCCCAUCGCAGAAGCCAGGGCUCGCUUUUGUGUUUCUGCCGCGCACACGAGAGACAUGCUGGACCAGCUGCAGCCUGGGUUUCGUUGGAUUUCAGGCCCUGAAAAGCUGAGGAAAUAUUCCAGGAAUGUAUCGAAUAUUUGUCGUCCGGCCAAAAAGAAAGGUGGAUCGGACGAUCGGGAUGAGGUGCAGCGGGGAGUUUCUCCAGCGGAGUGGAAACAACCCGAGUUCAACGCUCGUCCAGAUUUACAGAUUCUGAAAGCGGUGAUGUCAUCUUCAGAAGGUGUUUUAUCAUCCGAAGGCGUCACGUCGAAAACAUCGCCUCACACAAACACAAACGACAGGAUGCGGCCCUCUGCACCUGGGAGGCUUUGAUCCGGGAUGUAUUAUCCUCACAGGCCCAGAGCGGGAGCUUCACACAGCAUUAACCUUUUAUUUUUGGUUUUUAUCAUCUCAGRUAAAAAAAAAAGGUAAACAAACCUUGGCGCACACGUGGAGUGUGACAGAGGAAGGGCGAUUUCCUUUUUCUCAGACGUAAAGUGUUGUGCUGAAAAGCAUCUGGCACAAUGCAGAGUGCCUUCAUUUCCUGCCAGCCUCUCUAAGGAGGGUGGGGGGGACGGGACCCCCCGAGUAGCUCCCAAUUGAAAAUAGAGUCAUGCUGCUUUAAGCAGCUUCUCACAAAGUUACAAAAAAAAAGAACAGAAGCAAAAGAUACAGGAUGGAGAGACGAGGGGGAGUGGUGGUGGUGGGGGGGCAUCCUGGGAGGCGCCCCCCCCCCCAGCUGAACUGAACACUGAUGUCACUUUUGAUCUCCAAAUUAAAAGACGUUCCUCCCAAAGGAGAGGUACAGAGGGCCACCAUCAAAGCAGAUCAUUUCACUUUUAAAUGAGCUUAAGGCCCAAAUCUGCACAACUAAUAAUCCUGACUGAUCAAGGUUCUGCUGUAACUUUGAUUAAAAAGAUGCUGAUUUUCUGUCUAAUAGUUAGAAAUAGUUUGUAUCUCAUAAGCUGCAGCAUCAGUUAAGAAACUAAAUAAGAAGAAAAGUGCAAAAGUAUUCCUCAGAGUCAGGCUUUAAAUCACAAAGUUGGGAUUUUUUGCACAGAAACAUUAUUUUAUACUUUCMUAUYAAAGGGGRAAUAUUAUGUGUUUCUCAGGCAYACA
Molecule: messenger RNA, 2787 nt
Organism: Austrofundulus limnaeus
Lineage: Eukaryota; Metazoa; Chordata; Actinopteri; Cyprinodontiformes; Rivulidae
Gene: sptlc3
Product: serine palmitoyltransferase, long chain base subunit 3
Biological process (GO): sphingosine biosynthetic process; ceramide biosynthetic process
Cellular component (GO): serine palmitoyltransferase complex
Molecular function (GO): pyridoxal phosphate binding; serine C-palmitoyltransferase activity
Source: RefSeq, a predicted model, not a curated record